UUAAACUUUUGCACUCGAGAAUGUUUCUCUCCGUUGCUUGGAUAGAUAGUUUGUCUCCGAGUUGGCCCACACAAUAUUUUAAGUGCAAGUUGCAAGUUUCAAAAAUUCUUCCUUCUUUUGUACCCAGAAGGUUUUGUUCUUGUCGGUGGUUCUCUACCCAGCGAAGGCCUUUCUAUUCCUCUGAUGUUAGACAGUUCUUAGUGAGUAUGGACGACGGUACGGAAGCCUCACAAAGGUCUCCCGAAGACGUCAUUAGAACGCUUCCUCCGCGACUCCCUGAACCGGAACGUAUUAAGUUAUGGGAAAGGAUAUACUUGCUUAGACAAGAAAGAGAUUUGGCUGCUAAGGAGUAUAGGUUUGAGGAAGCUUCAAAACUAAAAGAGAGGUUAUUGGAAUUGACCAUGCAAGAUCCGUACGCCUGUUUGGAACUCGAGCUUCGAAAAGCUGUUGAGGAAGAAAGGUAUAGGGACGCAGCUAUUUACUCCGAUGCUAUGAGAGUUAUUGGUGAACCACCAAAAAUAGAGAAGCAGGACUUGCAGCAAAGGAAUGCUCCUAGAAAUAGAAAUAUCUUUGGUUUUAUUCCCAAAGAUUGGCCAACCAAGACAAACACAGGAGCGUUCAACCUUCGACGAAGUGGAAUCCGUGACAUGACCGAUGAUAAUCCUUACAAAAUAGGAGGUAAGGAGUCCGAAUCAUCAGAACAAGCAGAGGAAAAACCUCACGACGAGUCAGAAGUGGGAGCACUGGAUCAAUCGGAAUACCUUCGUUUGGAAGGUUUUGAUAGUAACGACUGGGAAGAUGGACAUUUGAGUACUAUCACCAACAAGGAUCCCUCAACUAUAGAGGGAAAGACUGAUUCAAAGCAGAAACUUUUUACUUACCGAGAACUUCUACAAAUUCAAAAUAAGAGCGAUGCGGUUACUAUGGGUAUCCGAGUUCGUGUAGAAUGUUCCUUUUCUCCAUUUGAUUCCAUAAUAGAAGAAGGAAUGUACACGUUUGUAUAUUAUGUGGAAAUCAGCAACUUAUCUGACGAUACAGUCCAGUUGAUAAGUAGAGAGUGGGAUAUUGAGGAAAUAACUGGCGUUUGGAAAAGAGUUACGGGGACAGGGGUUGUUGGUCAGCAGCCGAUAAUAGAACCUGGAGAAACCUUUAAAUACUCUUCUAAGUGUCCUGUUCGAGUUCCUUCUUUCUUCAAUCCCUCAAAAGAUAACUUUCUCGGUUCAAUGCAGGGAAAAUAUGUUUUUAUUCGAGGUGAAGUUGGUGAACAAGCCUUCGACGUGAAGAUUGCACGGUUUGGAUUUUUUGUGAAUGUUUCUUUAUAAAAUAUACAAGUACUUCACAGU
Molecule: messenger RNA, 1343 nt
Organism: Galdieria sulphuraria
Lineage: Eukaryota; Rhodophyta; Bangiophyceae; Galdieriales; Galdieriaceae
Product: ApaG protein
Exons: 1
Coding region: 21-1322 (433 amino acids)
Source: RefSeq, a predicted model, not a curated record